Saccoglossus kowalevskii is the source of this 758-nucleotide messenger RNA. RefSeq names its product Golgi-associated plant pathogenesis-related protein 1-like. The record is from RefSeq and is a predicted model, not a curated record. Gene Ontology annotation, cellular component: extracellular region. Lineage: Eukaryota; Metazoa; Hemichordata; Enteropneusta; Harrimaniidae. Gene Ontology annotation, molecular function: protein binding.
UUACUAACAAAAACACGAUGAAAAUGAAAUAUGUGGAUUUGAUUAUGUUGGUGAUAAUAUUAAAGAUUGUUAUUGAAAGUGCAGCAGAGUCUGUUUAUUUUGACCCGGAUGGAUGUAACCCAGGAACUCCUUUUUCGUGUGCAAACACUGGUAAAGUUUGCAUCCAUUCAUCUCUACUUUGUGAUGGGAAUUUCGAUUGCCCCGAUCAUGGUGAUGAAGAGGAUUGUGUUGCCAUAAAUACUACAGAUAAAAUUACAUGCGUAAUGCCUAUGAAUGAAACAGGAAAUGGUAGCAUCAGUGAAUACAAACGCCAACUAUUGGAAGCACAUAACUACUUUCGAUGUAUGCAUGGCGUACCACCUCUGGUGUGGGACAUUGUAUUGUCAGAAGCAGCAAGUGUAUAUGGAAAUGUUACCUUAAAACAAGAAUCAACAGCAUUAUUUCUCGGUCAAAUUUGGCCUUUUGGAGAAAACACUGCAAUGUAUCGUCGGGACCAUUUUCCAGCAGUAACAGGUAUGGAAACUGUUGACUAUUGGUGCCAGCAAAAACAGAUGUAUAACUGCGAUGAAUCCAAGCCUAGUAUACUUACUGAUAUGUUUACACAAGUCGUCUGGAAAAAUACCACCAGAAUCGGUUGUGGAAUUGCUGAAGGACAGGAAGUAUAUGUGGUGUGUAACUACUUUCCAAAAGGAAAUGUUAAUGGUACAUUCAUCGAAAACGUACCUUGUGCGAAAAAUACUACUUUGACUGAAUAUUGA